This is a messenger RNA of Nasonia vitripennis (jewel wasp), 4160 nucleotides long. It is a transcript of the gene lds, whose product is annotated as transcription termination factor 2. NCBI's taxonomy places the organism in Eukaryota, Metazoa, Arthropoda, Insecta, Hymenoptera, Pteromalidae. The transcript has 17 exons. Gene Ontology annotation, molecular function: ATP-dependent chromatin remodeler activity; ATP binding. The record is from RefSeq and is a predicted model, not a curated record. Bases 296 to 3814 code for a protein of 1172 amino acids.
CCCAGCGACAAAGGACAAGGCUCGCGUGUGUUCGUACCUGUUGUGCCUUUAACUUUUCAUCACACACAUUAAAAGUCAUCUCAUCGCGAGUCGCAUUUAGGUAGCAAAUCGUUCGUUUUCAGACGACAAAAUUUUAAGUACUUUCUUUGUUUACGAUUCUAUGACUAGAAGCUCUUAUAGCAUGGGAAAUAAUAUUGAUAUCUAAUAUGUGAUCAGCAACUUAUGUCUUGAACAAUAACAGAAAAAGAGAGACAUAAAAAAGUUUUCAAAGGGAAAUGCAAAACACCAAGACAAAAUGAAUUAUCGUAACAGCAAGCGCGAGCAAAGCAGCAGUAGCAGGGACGAUUCCCUUAUUUUUGAGUCAAGUGGUGAUGAAAGUGAUAGUCCAUACAGCAAAGGCAAUAGUACUGCUGCACGGACUGGAGUGAUUAAUGAAUCAGAUUCAAGCAGUGAGGAUUCUGAAAGGCAUGAUCCAGGUAGCGAUCAAUCUAUUGAUUCAGAAGAGGAGGAUAUUCAGUUCAUGAACACGAGUCAUAGAGUAUCUAUAGUAGAAAGUUCUUCAGAAUCAGAUAGUGAUAAUGAUGAUUUGUACAAGCAAGAAAACAAACAAAGUAAAAACCUAAAGAGGCGUUCUAUUUAUGAUAAUCCUAUUUCUGUCGAUACACCAAACAGUAUUAGUACUCCAAUACAUAGUAGUCAGUUACGUAAAAAAACUAGAAGAGUAAUGUACAGUGAUUCUGAAUCAGACAAAGAAAAUUUUUCAGGUAAUCAAGAAAAGAGGAAAAAUGCAAUUAUGGAUGAAGGAUCAGAAGAUGAUAUUGAAGAAAUGAAUAGUGAAUCAGAAAAUCCACGAGAACAAAUUAAUGUAUUGAAUGAAAGUUCAAUAAACAUUAGUAACCAAUCAUCUAAUUAUCAAGAUUCAAGUAAAGGUUCCAAUAAUGUCAACAAGAAAAAGCAUAGAAGUUCGGAACAUUUGGAUUUGAUUUCUGAUGAUUCUUAUAAUGAAUUAGGAAAUUUAAAACCAACUUCAUCUAAUGAUAAAAACACGUCUGAAACUGAAAAUGUUGCUGUGGAUAGGAAUUCUAUUUCAGAAAGAAAAUCAACUUCUAAAAAUGAAAGUUCAUAUGAAUUAGAAUCAGAUGAUGCAGAGCAGUCUUUUGAGAAUGUCGCAAACAAAUCUGAGGGUAAAUUCAUACCUCAGAGAAAUAGACCUUUUUUGACAGAAAAGAAAAGUGCUAGCAAUGUCAUUGAUCUUACAAUGAAUGAAUCAAUACAUGAACAUUCAAUGAAUGACAAAGUAAAAGUUUCUAAGAAAGAGCAAAAAAUUGAAGAAGGUGGCGUUAUUAUUUGUAGCUCAACUAGUACAUCAGAAAAUGAAAUGGAUAAUGAAGUUAUUACCCUAGCAAAAAAAGAGAUUGGAGUGGGAAACAUUGAUCCUAUUGAAGCUCAGAAAAAAGAAUUUAUACUUCUUAAUAUCGAGCAUUCUCAGAAGCAACUUGAUAAACUUCAUAAAUUUGCCACGUCUGUUGAUAUUAAUAGAUUACCAGAUAAGGGCGCAAAAGUGCAUAAAUCAAUGGAAGAAUUAGAAACGAAAAUUGCGUCUUUUAAAGAAAAACUGGCGAAGUAUUCGCGAAAAACGAAUACGCCGGCAAGGCUCAGUUCGUUGAAAGUGAAGGAAGAAUCUAAAUCUAAAGUAAAACCACUUGUGGAGAAAAAUCUUAUAAGUCCUUUGAGUGAAGAUAAAAUGGAUGUAAAAAAGAAAAUUGAAAACAGCCAUGUAAAGAGAGAAUUAUAUGCAAAUAACGAUCCAGCUUUCUCAGAACAAUUUGAUAAUUUUGAUGUACAUGAAAUACCAAAAGUACCACAAACAACUUUUAAAACAGAUGACCUAGGUAAAAAAGCAUUAGAAACCCUCAACAAGCAACAAAGUUUAACAUCCAAAAGACUUGAACAGUUACAUGGUUCUUUAACUUUACGUCCGGCUGAAGAUCAGAGAGAAAAGGAUCCAGCUGGUUUGAAAGUUCCUCUUAUGGAUCAUCAGCAACAUGCAUUAGCAUGGAUGAAGUGGAGAGAAAAGCAAAAACCUAAAGGAGGAAUCCUAGCUGAUGAUAUGGGUUUAGGUAAGACUUUGACAAUGAUAUCUUUAGUUCUGGCAACUGUGAAUGAUGAAAAACAGAAUGACAGUGAUGAUAGCAGCAGCAGUAGUAGUGAUGAUGGAUGGAUGUCUAAAAAUAAGCACAAGCGAUAUUAUGGAGGUACUUUAGUUGUAUGCCCAGCUUCAUUGAUUAAACAAUGGGAAGCCGAAGUCAAGAACCGAUGUAAACGCGGAUUGCUCUCAGUUCUUGUUUUUCAUGGAAAUAAUAGGGCUAUGGAUGAUAGAAAAUUAUCUAAAUAUAAUAUAGUUGUUACAACAUACCAAAUUAUUGUUAGAGAAGCAGGUGCAGAAAGCGGAAUGUACCGCAUGGAGUGGAAUAGAAUAAUUCUUGAUGAAGCUCAUUAUAUUAGAAAUCAUAAAAGUAAAGCUUGCAUUGCUGUGUGUGGUUUAACUGCAAAACACAGAUGGGCCUUAACAGGAACGCCAAUCCAAAACAAAGAAAUGGAUUUGUAUGCUAUUCUUAAAUUCUUGAAAUGUUCUCCAUUCGAUGAUCUUCAAGUUUGGAAACGUUGGGUAGAUAACAAAAACGACGCUGGUAAACAAAGGUUGAUAACAAUUAUGAAAGGUUUAAUGCUUCGUCGUACUAAGCAAGAGUUGCAGGCGAAAGGUUCUCUAGAUUCGUUACCAGAUAAGUCUAUAGAGCUUAUAGAAAUUGAAAUGGAUCGUGACGAAACUUUGGCUUAUCAAAAAAUCUUGUUGUUUUCUCAAAAUUUGUUUGCUCAGUUUUUGGCUCAACGUGCUGAAAAACAGCAUGUUAGAGAAUUAUAUGGUGGUAAAUUCGAUAAGCCCUCUUAUUCAUCUUACGGAUCUAAAACGCAAUUUACAAAAGCUCAAAAAGUUUUAUUAGAACAUCAUUCCAGUAUUGAAGCUCAUGAAAUUUUGGUUUUGUUGUUGCGGUUACGACAAAUGUGUUGCCAUCCAGCGUUGAUACAUGCAAUGCUAGAUCAACAAGAUGCCGAAGUAAAUGGACUAGACGAAGAUAUUGACCCAAACACUGAACUUUUGAAUAAAUUGCAGAAUAUGUCGAUAAAUCAAGAAGACGAGGAGGUCGAAGAUUAUGUUGCUGAUUACAAGAUCGAUAAUAGAGUAGCUGCUAAUCUUUUAACGAAGAAAAACCCAGUUUUUGAUGAUGAACGACGUAGUUCAAAAGUGCGCGCUAUCGUUAAGACUAUCGAAGAAAUUUUAGAGAAAGGAGAUAAAAUAAUUGUAGUUUCACAAUGGACUAGCUUUUUGGGAAUAGUGGCUAAGAAUUUAGACGAUAUUGAAGACGCAAAAUAUGCAAUGUUUACAGGAAACGUUGCUGUGAAAAAUCGACAGGCGAUCGUAGACAAAUUCAAUGAUCCAAAUGAAGAUACAAAUAUUCUUCUUUUAUCUUUGACUGCUGGUGGUGUUGGUUUAAAUUUAGUUGGAGCUAAUCAUUUACUUCUUAUUGACAUUCAUUGGAAUCCUCAACUUGAAUCUCAAGCUCAAGAUCGUAUAUACAGAUUUGGACAAAAAAAGAACGUUUACGUCUAUAAAUUUAUUUGCAAAGACACUAUUGAGGAAAGGGUAAAAAAUUUGCAAGACAAAAAACUUGAAAUAGCCAAUCAUGUAUUAACUGGAUCCAGAGCAGUGUCAUCCAAAUUAACUAUUGACGAUCUUAAAUUAUUAUUUUCUUAAUAAGUAAAUUUUAACUCGAAUUUUUUAUAAGCGUUUUUAUAGAGAUGACUUAAAUAAUCUAGAAAGAUAAUAUGUAUAAAAAAGUAUAAGGAGAAUUUGUUUAAGUGUGCAAUGAAUGCAUUUAUGAAAAAAUUGUUUUAUUUAUAGAAUGUAAAAAUAAAUUAUAUUUAAAUAUUUAUGUUAAUUUAGGUACAUCGCCGUUUUUCCAGUCAUUCUGAUUGACAUUUUUUGCCGAAUUUCGUGUUGUUCUUAUUGUACUGUUCCAUACGCCGUAAAAGAAAUAUAUGCCUAAACCUGUAAUAAUUAUAAUUAUGAUGAUUCAAAAGAUGUCGAUCAUAAAAUAAAA